CUGAUCAACAAAACCAUAGCAAAGCCCGCCUUCGCGACCAUUCUUACUUGCUGCUUCUCCAUCACCCUUCAAAGCUCGCAAAGUAACCUCUCCGCUCCCAACACAAUGGCCGCCAUCAAGUCUCUCAUGACCCGCGACUCGGUCGCCCACCAGCUCGUCAAGCGCCAGAACUGGGCUUCUAAGGAGGCUGGUGUUAUCGUUGUCUUCUGCAUCGUUGGUGUUGUCGCCAUUGGUCUUCUCAGCCUCUUCCUUUACAAGAAGGCCGCUGCCCGCAAGGCCAACAAGGCCUCCGCCGUCUAA
Fusarium venenatum is the source of this 300-nucleotide messenger RNA. RefSeq lists its product as uncharacterized. The record is from RefSeq and is a predicted model, not a curated record. NCBI's taxonomy places the organism in Eukaryota, Fungi, Ascomycota, Sordariomycetes, Hypocreales, Nectriaceae.